AGUGGCACUUAGGCCGCACCGCGACAUUUCCACUGGCAUUAUCAUCCUAACUUUUGUUAUUGUCGACGACACCAAGCCUAUCGUUGCGCUGUCUUAUAGAAGAGGCAUCUACAGACUUUAACGCUUUAAAAUUAUUAAUGUCUUCUCGUGCUUCAAUGAGGCCAGGUCUAUCGUCAUUCACUCUUUUGCUCUUCCUUCUUGUUUGUUUGCUACAAGCAACCCAGAUACACGCCAUCAAAUUCGCCUUGCAAUCUUACCGUUUCCCUGCAUCCAAGUGUAUAUGGAAUGCCGCACAUACGAACGCGCUAGUCAUCGUCACAGCCAACGUAGGACCAGGCUUUGGGCAACGGGUUGACAUCGAAAUCAUUGAUUCAAGUUCAGAGCGGAAUGUUUAUUUGAGCAAGAAGGACAUCAAGGGGGAGACGAGGCUUGCCGUGACUGCACAUGCUGAAGGGGAAGUGGGCGUCUGCUUCAAAAAUCAUCUAAGUCCAGAUAUUUCGGGCGAGAAAGCGAGGAAUAUGACCCGAAUUGUAGAUUUGGACAUAGAUAUUGGUGCUGAUGCCGUGGACUAUAAUGCUAUUGCAAACCAAGAGUCCCUUUCAGGCCUUGAAACGGAGAUGCGGAAGUUGGAAGGCAUCGUUAAAGAAAUAGUGGACGAGUUGGACUAUCUUAAAAAGAGGGAGGAACGUUUUGCGAGCACAAACGAUUCCACGAAUUCACGCGUUCAAAGUUUUGCAUGGUUUACUAUCAUCUCGUUGGCCGGGCUCGGAGUCUGGCAGAUACUUCACCUGCGGGCGUACUUCAAGCGGAAGUAUCUCAUCGAUUAAUAUACCCACACGGACAGUGCACGACGUUUAUGUAGCGCCUUUACUUAUAAAUUCAGUUUAAGUUUUCCAAAUUCAUGUUAGGUUCUCCCCGAGUGGUCUGGCACCGCAUGGCUAGCGAUUGUAGUUCAGCAGUUCAACAUGUGUAUGAAACCACGUCAUCCGUGCCACGACACCACAAUAACGCUGAGCGGAUACAGUGCAGCUUGCUGUCUGUGGAUAUGACAUAUCUUCUCAGUAUAUCGGACCUGUCAUCGUGUACAAACACACUUAAUAUUCUAUUGGACUGCAAUUGUCUCUUACCCACACUACUUAAACACUGAGGUGGACGGGUUUCUUUAUUCAAACGGGCACCUGUCUAUAAAAACUGCAGUUA
Molecule: messenger RNA, 1200 nt
Organism: Serpula lacrymans var. lacrymans S7.9
Lineage: Eukaryota; Fungi; Basidiomycota; Agaricomycetes; Boletales; Serpulaceae
Exons: 5
Coding region: 138-827 (229 amino acids)
Biological process (GO): intracellular protein transport; Golgi organization; endoplasmic reticulum to Golgi vesicle-mediated transport
Cellular component (GO): endoplasmic reticulum-Golgi intermediate compartment; COPII-coated ER to Golgi transport vesicle; Golgi apparatus
Source: RefSeq, a predicted model, not a curated record